Messenger RNA from Musca domestica (house fly), 1584 nucleotides. RefSeq names its product alpha-amylase-related protein. The coding region runs from base 55 to 1554 and encodes 499 amino acids. Gene Ontology annotation, molecular function: alpha-amylase activity; cation binding. Lineage: Eukaryota; Metazoa; Arthropoda; Insecta; Diptera; Muscidae. The record is from RefSeq and is a predicted model, not a curated record. Gene Ontology annotation, biological process: carbohydrate metabolic process. The transcript has 2 exons.
AAUAGUUUAAUCAUUUUAAAAUCGUACAAUUGUGCAGUAACGUUUUGGAACAACAUGUUCAAGUUUAAAGCCGUGUGGGCCUUUGUGGCUCUUUACAUGGCAUUGUCGUGGGGCAAUGUCGAUGCCCAACAUAAUCCUCACUGGUGGAGUGGCCGCAAUACAAUUGUACAUCUCUUCGAAUGGAAAUGGAAUGAUAUUGCCCGAGAAUGUGAAGAAUUCCUGGCUCCGCAUGGAUUUGCUGGCGUCCAGGUUUCUCCUGUGUCGGAAAACGUCAUCGUUCACAAUCGCCCGUGGUGGGAACGUUAUCAACCGUUGUCCUACAAGCUGAUCACACGUUCCGGUAACGAACAAGAAUUCGCCGAUAUGUGUCGUCGCUGUAAUGCUGUUGGUAUUCGAAUUUAUGUUGAUGUCAUUCUAAAUCACAUGGCUGCCGAUCAAGGACAAACUGCUACGGGCACUGCUGGCUCACUAUCUGAACCCGGUUUGAAGGUGUAUCCUGCUGUACCCUAUUCAGGCAUGGAUUUCCAUGAAACCUGUGACAUUUGGGACUGGAAUGAUCGCUAUCAGGUGCAAAACUGUGAAUUGGUUGGCCUCAAGGAUUUGGAUCAGAGCAAAGAAUGGGUCCGUGACCGUUUGGUUGAGUUUUUGGAUCAUUUGGUGGAGUUGGGUGUUGCUGGUUUCCGUGUCGAUGCUGCCAAGCACAUGAGGGCUGAUGAUUUGAAGAUCAUUUACAAUCGUGUACGCAAUUUGAACACCAAUCAUGGUUUUGCUGCCAAUGCCCGUCCUUUCAUCUACCAGGAGGUUAUUGAUCAUGGCCAUGAGACCAUCAGCAAAUAUGAAUACAAUCAAUUGGGCGCCGUGACAGAGUUUAGAUUUUCCGAAGAAAUUGGACGUGCCUUCCGAGGUGGAAAUCAACUGAAAUGGUUGGUAACAUGGGGUCCAGAAUGGGGCUUCCUGCCCAGUGAGCAUGCUUUGGUAUUUGUCGACAAUCAUGACAAUCAGCGCGAUGGCGGCCAUGUUCUGACAUACAAACAACCGAAACAAUAUAAAAUGGCUACUGCCUUUGGAUUGGCCUAUCCUUAUGGCAUUAGUCGUGUCAUGUCUUCGUUCGAUUUCAGCGAUCGUGACCAGCCACCACCACAGACAGCUGAUGGUGUUAUUAUUUCGCCGGUAUUUGAUGCCACCACGGGUGCCUGUACCAAUGGUUGGGUGUGCGAACAUCGUUGGCGCCAGAUCUACAAUAUGAUUGAAUUCAAAAAUGUGGCCGGUGAUGCAGGCCUCAAUGAUUGGUGGGAUAAUGGCGAUAAUCAAAUUGCCUUCUGUCGUGGCGACAGAGCUUUUGUAGCCUUCAAUGGCAAUUCGUAUGAUUUGGAUGAACGUUUGAUGACCUGCUUGGCGCCCGGCACCUAUUGUGAUGUUAUUUCUGGUGCUAAAGUUAAUGGUCGCUGUACGGGCAAAUCGGUGGAAGUUGAAUUGUUGGGUUAUGCCCAAAUUAAAAUAGGAGCCGGUGAAGAUGAUGGUGUUCUGGCCAUACAUAAAAAUUCGAAAUUGUAAAAGAGAGAUAAAUAAAGUUGGAGAAUGCAA